Molecule: messenger RNA, 5860 nt
Organism: Pteronotus mesoamericanus
Lineage: Eukaryota; Metazoa; Chordata; Mammalia; Chiroptera; Mormoopidae
Gene: MCC
Product: MCC regulator of WNT signaling pathway
Exons: 19
Coding region: 3-3053 (1016 amino acids)
Biological process (GO): negative regulation of canonical Wnt signaling pathway
Cellular component (GO): cytoplasm
Molecular function (GO): calcium ion binding
Source: RefSeq, a predicted model, not a curated record
GCAUGAUGGCGGCGGCGGCGGCGGCCGGGAGCGCCAGCGGCGGCAGCAGCGGCGGCGCGGGCAGCAGCAGCAGCGACACGUCCAGCACCGGCGAGGAGGAGCGGAUGCGGCGCCUCUUCCAGACGUGCGACGGCGACGGGGAUGGAUACAUAAGCAGGAAUGACUUGUUGAUGGUCUGUCGUCAGUUGAAUAUGGAAGAGUCUGUGGCUGAGAUCAUGAACCAACUGGGUGCAGAUGAAAAUGGGAAGAUUUCCUUUCAGGAUUUUAUAAGAUGCCGCAUGCAGCUUGUUCGAGAAAUUAGGAAGGAGGAGGUGGGACUUUCUGAGAAGUCAGACAACUCCUGUAAAAAGAAGAAGCUGAGGGAUAGAAUUGCUUCCUGGCCCACAAGCAGUGACAACAGUUUGGGAGCCUUAUCAGCGGCCAGGGAGAGCUGGGAAUACGACUCGGGUGCCAGGGACCUCCAGAGCCCAGACCUUCAGAGUCAGUCAGCACUACAGAAGCUUCUCGAGUAUGGUGGGAGCUCUUUGCACCAGCAGCCUGCUGCCCUCCACAGACUGCUCACACAGGCCCCUCAUUUUGGCAGCUCUGUAGGAGGAAGCUAUCUAGAACUGGCCAACACGCUCCACUUGGCAGCCCUGGCAUCGCUAAAAGGAGACAUAGUGGAGCUUAAUAAACGUCUGCAGCAAACGGAGCGGGAACGGGACCUUCUGGAAAAGAAAUUGGCCAAGGCACAGUGUGAGCAGUCCCAUCUCAUGAGAGAGCAUGAGGAUGUCCAGGAGCGGACGACGCUGCGAUACGAGGAGCGUAUCACGGAGCUCCACAGCAUCAUUGCUGAGCUCAAUAAGAAGAUAGACCGUUUGCAAGGCACCACCAUCAGGGAGGAAGAUGAGUACUCAGAGCUGCGAUCAGAACUCAGCCAGAGUCAACAAGAGGUCAACGAGGACUCUCGAAGCAUGGAUCAAGACCAGACCUCUGUCUCCAUCCCUGAAAACCAGUCCACCAUGGUCACUGCUGACAUGGAUAACUGCAGUGACCUGAACUCGGAGCUGCAGCGGGUGCUGACGGGGCUGGAGAACGUUGUCUGCUGCAGGAAGAAGAGCAGCUGCAGCCUGUCCGUGGCCGAAGUGGACAGGCACAUCGAGCAGCUCACUACAGCCAGUGAGCACUGCGACUUGGCCAUUAAGACGGUCGAGGAGAUCGAGGGGGUACUCGGCCGGGAUCUGUAUCCCAACCUGGCUGAGGAGCGGUCUCGUUGGGAGAAGGAGCUGGCUGGGCUGAGGGAAGAGAAUGAGAGCCUGACCGCCAUGCUCUGCAGCAAAGAGGAGGAGCUGAACAGGACCAAGGCCACCAUGAACGCCAUCCGGGAGGAGCGGGACCGGCUCCGGAGGAGGGUGCGAGAGCUUCAAACUCGACUACAGAGUGUGCAGGCCACAGGGCCCUCCAGCCCUGGCCGCCUCACUUCCACCAACCGCCCGGUCAACCCCAGCACCGGGGAGCUGAGCACGAGCAGCAGCAGCAAUGACAUUCCCAUCGCCAAGAUCGCAGAGAGGGUGAAACUGUCAAAGACCAGGUCCGAAUCCUCAUCAUCCGAUCGACCAAUCCUGGGCUCAGAAAUCAGCAGCAUCGGGGUGUCCAGCAGCGUGGCGGAACACCUGGCCCACUCUCUUCAGGACUGCUCCAAUAUCCAAGAGAUCUUCCAGACACUCUAUUCGCAUGGAUCUGCCAUCUCUGAAAGCAAAAUUAGAGAGUUUGAGGUGGAAACGGAACGCUUAAACAGCCGUAUUGAACACCUCAAAUCCCAAAAUGACCUCCUGACCAUAACCCUGGAAGAAUGCAAAAGCAACGCCGAGCGGAUGAGCAUGCUGGUGGGCAAAUACGAAUCCAAUGCCACAGCUCUGAGGCUGGCCCUGCAGUACAGUGAGCAGUGCAUAGAAGCCUAUGAACUCCUCCUGGCCCUGGCUGAGAGCGAGCAGAGCCUCAUCCUGGGGCAGUUCCGGGCAGCCGGCGUGGGGUCCACCCCGGGAGACCAGUCAGGGGAUGAAAACAUCACUCAGAUGCUCAAGCGCGCUCACGACUGCCGGAAGACGGCUGAGAAUGCGGCCAAGGCCCUGCUCCUGAAGCUGGACGGCAGCUGUGGGGGCGCCUUCGCCGUGGCCGGCUGCAGCGUGCAGCCCUGGGAGAGCCUGUCCUCCAACAGCCACACCAGCACGACCAGCUCCACAGCCAGCAGCUGCGAUACGGAGUUCACUAAGGAAGACGAGCAGAGGCUGAAGGAUUACAUCCAGCAGCUGAAGAACGACAGGGCCGCGGUCAAGCUGACCAUGCUAGAGCUGGAAAGCAUCCACAUCGACCCUCUCAGCUAUGACGUCAAGCCCCGGGGAGACAGCCAGCGACUGGACCUCGAAAACGCUGUGCUGAUGCAGGAGCUGAUGGCCAUGAAGGAGGAGAUGGCUGAGCUGAAGGCCCAGCUCUACCUGCUGGAGAAGGAGAAGAAGGCUCUGGAGCUAAAGCUGAGCACCCGGGAGGCCCAGGAACAAGCCUACCUGGUGCACAUCGAGCACCUGAAGUCCGAGGUGGAGGAGCACAAGGAGCAGCGCAUGAGGUCCCUCAGCUCCACCAGCAGCGGCGGCAAAGACAAGUCCGGCAAGGACUGCGCUGAUGCCGCCUCCCCAGCUCUGUCCCUGGCUGAACUGAGGACCACGUACAGCGACAGCGAGCUGGCUGCAGAGUUCGCCAAUGCCAUUCGUCGAGAAAAGAAGUUAAAGGCCAGGGUUCAAGAGUUGGUGAGCGCCUUGGAAAGACUCACCAAGAGCAGUGAAAUCCGACACCAGCAAUCAGCAGAGUUUGUCAAUGACCUAAAGAGAGCCAACAGCAACCUGGUGGCUGCCUAUGAGAAAGCAAAGAAGAAGCAUCAAAACAAACUGAAGAAGCUGGAGUCUCAGAUGAUGGCCAUGGUGGAGAGACACGAGACCCAAGUGAGGAUGCUCAAGCAAAGGAUAGCUCUGCUGGAGGAGGAGAACUCAAGGCCACACACCAACGAAACUUCCCUUUAGUCGGCCCUCGGGCACCAAAGUUCUGCCCCCGGAAGGUCAGCUGUGGCGGGCUGCCGAGAAGGGCCCCGGGGAUGGGGUACCUGUCGGGAGAGCUGAGGCAGACAGGCAGGUAGGUAGGUCAGCACCUGGACCAGGGGGGGCCAUGGACUCAGCCCUCGGGGUGAGCGUCCCUGGUGCCGCUGUGUAGACUGUCCCGAGGACCCACGGACAACAUGUAAAUACCUGCUCUGUGUGCCGUGCUCAGCAGGCCUUGCUUCUGCUUCCAGCGCUGGCUUUGUCCCUUAGGGUUUUCUACUGUUUCCUUUCUUUUGGUAGACAGUGACCUUCUCUCUGGCGUCCCCGAUUUCUCCUCCGACCUCCCUCGGGGGAAACCCUCACACACACACACAGGGGUGCGUGGAUGUCCUCGCAUCUAGAUUUGCUCACUGCCAAGGCUGCCGACUCUAAGACCCAGGAGAUGGUCCAUGGGUGGCGCAGUCCUAGAUAUGAAGUUACAGGGCGAGCAGCCCCAGGGCUGUGCCUGACCCGUGGUGUGCGGGAGACGACCACCACCUCCCACGGUGGACCCAGGGCCGGGAAGGGCGCCCUCUUCUGGCUUUGGGACUGCCCCACCCAUGGAGCCUCAUCAACGGUCAAGGCUAGGAGCUGGGCUGGUGCGUGUAUUGGAACUAAACUUUUAUCUGCAAUUUCAUCAAGGACAGAGGAGCAUUUUUAGUACUUUGCCCCCACCCCAGGGCACUCUAUAAUUGCUGUUUGCAUGAAACAGUGUCCACCCACAGGAGGGUACCUGUAGCUCUGGCAUGCCUCUCUUUCUCUAAGGGCAAGAGGCAGGACGCUGAGUAGUGAAUAUUUUGCAGGCUGAGCCCACCUAUUUAAGAGAUUGCUACCGAACCACCAGGUCAAGCCUUUGCUCCUGCUGUGAUGAAGGGCAGGGGGUGAGGAAAUGGUCCUCAAGGCCUCCUUUUAUCCCCCAGAUGUGGUGGUGAUCGUUAGCAUAUGGUGCUUAAACAGGUUAAAUUUCAAGCAAAAUGCUGACAGGGCUGGGCAGGACCAAAGUACCUGAAUUCUUUCAGGAAGGGCUUCCCUCUCAAAUCCAUUAUUCCUCGUCUGCUGUCACUGUUUCACCCUUCCUUCUGUAGUCGCCCUACACUGAGCGCCACCCAAAAGGAUCGCCUGCCAUGUGCUCGGUAGCACCUGAAGAUCCACCCAAGUGCCCUAGGAGAAAUAAGUCCCAAUGCCGCAGCUCACAGUUUUGCUUAUGACCAGGUCAUUGCCUUGGUGCCCCCAUGUCCACAGCUCAGUGUCUGCUUUCAGAGAGCAUGAAUCAAGUUCCUCAGCCUUCCGCACUCUGGGGAAUGACACUCUAGCCACCGCCUCCGAAGGCCGAGUCUUAUCCCCCAAAGCACCCAACUCUCUCAGGUGAGCAGGGGAGGCUGCCAGAUCUUCAGAAACAGUCACCUGCGUCAGUCUGCAGGACCCAGCUUUUGGGUGCUCUGAUCGCUGAGACGAUGCCUGCUGGUUCCUGUGUCUGUUACGAAAAUGUCAGUCAGAGUUGGUUCUUGUUUGUGAUUUCUUCAAAUCAAUUUUUACUCUUUGGGUUAAAAUUUCACUUUGUCCCAAGGAAAAUGUUUGGCUGGAAAGUAUGUCCAAAAAUGGUUUAAUAGACAAAAAUCAUGGCUUCCCCAGCUUGCCCAGGGACAUGUCCUCCAAGCGAACUGGGACAUGCGUGCGAGGGGGGAUGCAGCCAUGGCUCUCUCUUGUGACUGAAAAACGUAGCUGACGCAGGAAGAACCAAGUCCUGUCUGCUGUCCCGUCUACCACUUACCCCGAGUCAGAACAGAGCGCCCACCCUUGAGGGUCCUGGAACCCUGCCAGACUGAGUCUCUGCUCUUCCAUUAAGAGCCCCCGUAUUACUGAAGCUACCUGGGCCUCGGAGUUCAUACUUCAAGCUAAUACUUUUUAAAUAUGUGGUGAUUGGGUGAAAACUAUUUCCCCAGUAAAACUGUUACUUUUAUAAAUGUAUAGAAUAAAAAAAAAUCUAUUAAAUAGUUGAUUUCCUUUCCUUGUAGUUUUCGAAGACUCCUUAAGACAAAAUCCUUGCUGAAGGUGAACAGGCACUUGGUUAUGUUAAUUGUGGAGCCUAUUAAAACUGCAUUAUUAAAUGACCGCAGGUGCCUGGAUAAUUUUCCUUUUUUAUAACCUGAAUUCUUCUUUCUAAAUAGAAGAUGGUUUAUAUUAACAUCUCUGUCAGGGGUAAAAACAGUGUUUUUCUAACUUGUAUGAGGUUUUAAAAAAAUCUUCAGACCUUCGUAUUUUUGUUUUCUUCCAGCUUCCUCAGUGGUUUUUACCCCCUUAAGGCAGUUACCUUCUCUAUUCAGAGUUCAGUCUUUGGCCCUUAGAGCAGCGGGCAUGGGAAGGACGGACCCAUUUCACAGUUCUCUCCGAGUGUAUUUCCCACCACAGAAUUGAGGUGGAAGGCACAGAUAGAAGGGACUCCUGUCUGCAGCUGGCGGCAUCUGUUCUGUCAAGCCCCGGGUGCUCCAGCUACCAGAACUGACAGACUUGUGAGGGGUAAGAAGUUCUUUGAGACUUUCACCAAAACCUGCUCAUGAUAAGUAUCUAUGUCAUCGGAUAGUCAGCUGACACUCAUCACGCCCUGGCCCCAGAGGUACACCCGAUGUCUCAUCAUUGCCAUCUGCUGGCCUGUCAGGUCUCUGAGGUUAAUGUCCACGCUGCUUCAAACUGGAAAUGUUAAGUCAAUAAAAAAUUAAGUGCCAGUCAAACAUAAUUGCUCAACUCUCCUUUGC